Paramuricea clavata is the source of this 5878-nucleotide messenger RNA. The record is from the annotation of a GenBank genome assembly. NCBI's taxonomy places the organism in Eukaryota, Metazoa, Cnidaria, Anthozoa, Malacalcyonacea, Plexauridae.
AUGGUUGACCUGAGUGAUCACGAAAUGGUUGGUUGCAUACGUAAAUUAAACAAUGUCAAAUUUACUCCAAAGGUUAUAACAUGUCGUAAUUACUCGGCUUAUGAGCCUGAAGUAAUGAAAGAAGAUUUUAGGAGAGUCAAUUGGCAGUCAUUAUAUACUAUGAACGAUAUUAACAAGGCAUUAGAGUACUUUAACGAUACUGUUAAAGCUAUCUUUGACCGUCAUGCGCCUCAAAUGGUUAAGAAAGUAAGAGGAAAACCUUGUCCAUGGAUUAAUUCUGAUAUCAGAAAAACAAUGUCAUCUACAGAUUGUAUGCUAAGAAAAGCGCGUAGAACAAAAAAGGUAGAACAUUGGAAUUUAUAUAAGAAAUUACGAAACGCUUGCAAUAACAAAAUGCGGUUUGCGAAGAGUGCAUAUCAUAAUGACUUGUUGGAAACAGCAUCAAUCAACAGGUUUUGUCCUUAAUGAGCUGAAAAAAAUUCAAAAAGGCAAGUCCACUGGGGUUGAUGAGCUGCCGGCAGGCAUGUUGAAAGAUAUUCGCAAGUUUAUUUCAUAUUCAUUGUGUCAUAUUCUAAAUUUAUCGAUUGAAACAUCCACAGUACCAACUAUGUGGAAAGUGGCAAAGAUAAUCCCAAUAUAUAAAUCUGGAUCAUGUGAACUUCCUGAGAACUUUCGACCUAUAUCGGUGUUGCCAGUUUUGUCAAAACUAUUAGAAAGAGCUGUUCAUGGGCAAUAUCUUAGUUUUUAGAGGAAGAAAAAUUAUUAACUGAUUGUCAAUACGGGUAUCGGAUGAAGAGAUCAACAAGUCUAGCUGCAAUUCAAUUUAUCGAUGACAUAAGAAACGAAGUUGAUCAGGGGAACCUUGUUGGGGCCAUUUUUAUAGAUCUCAGCAAGGCCUUUGAUACUAUUAACCACGAUGCCCUUCCAACCUCGUUCCCAGGCUCUUUGCUCUUGGGAAGCAAAGACCCUGGUCGGAGCUGGUCACGUGAACCCCCAGAUUUUGGGGGUAAAUUGAAUUUGAUCUCAGGGAGGGGUAGUAGAGUAGUCUGUUUGUUGCGUUUGGAAAAUUGCAACUUUAUGUCUUAUAAUUUCGGGUGAUAAAAAUGUAAUUUGCAACAAGAGAUUGUGCAAGGAACUGUUCUAAAUUCGUACCGAUCAUGACAAGACUUCCUGCUAUACUGAAUGUCAUCAAUAAUAAGUGUUGCGUUACAUUUCAAGCGAGAAGCUGGAUCAUAUUUCACUUGCAAGGAAAACACUCCACACGCGCCUGGCUUGCGAAGUUUAGCACGUAUCGCCGUAGAAACAUACAUAUCUUCUACACAGACUGAUCGAUCAAACGGUAUUAAACGAACGAUAUGGUUCUUUAUAGUUGAAGGGUAUCCUGUCCGAUAUUCAAAACAAAAGAUUUAUUUUAUAACGGGAUCCUUUGUCUUUGAUUUCCCAAACAUCGCCAACAUGUGUAAACAAUAGUGCUAUUCUGACUGUAAAAGCACAGGAUUAAGAGCCGUUAUGGACUGGCUAUAAAAUUCAUUUCAUUUACAUUGCUGAAACUCAACGAUCAAGAAAUGUGUAGCUAGCUAUCUGUUAUCAAACAAACGCCAAGACGCCCUCCGUGCGUUUCCGUGUGUGCGGUACAACUUGAAUAUCUAGGACGAUAUAUGCACCAGACACUGGUAUUGAACUUUAUAUAAAUUAUUUCAUAUUUUGUAUAUACACUAAUUUGCAACAUGUAUAAUAUUAGACCUUUCAUUGACAUUGGCAUUGUCCAUUGAGGGCUUUAUUGAAGAAUAAUCCAGCUUCUUUAGACUUGUAUAAUGGAUUAAUGCUGCUGUGAGUUAUCAAUAUUUAAAUCAACUUUAAUCUUUAUCGUAUACUGUAAUCGACAUUGUAGAAGUUUAGUCUGUUUUACCAAACAAUACUGGAGGCAAACAACCUAUCUAUCAAUGGAAACUUUAAAAGGUUUGUUACAGUAAAACUCAUUGAUAUAUUAAGCGGCGAGACUUCGUGUGCAUAUACAGUUUAUGAAUUAUGUAUAUCCCUGAUAAAACGUAGGACACUUUAUACCAGAUAUAAUAAAAAAUACUGUGCUAAACCUUUUCGGCUGUCAUUCCUUUGCAUUUAAGGGGAGAGGGUAAAUGGCGAUAGAAUUUAUAGGAGAUGCUGUGCAAUAUUUUGGCUUCAACAGACAGGUACUCGUGCAGACAAAAAAGGAAAUUCAUGCAGUUUUGAAUUGUCGUAUGUCAGCUGUGCACUGUCGAUUUCAAACAAUUUUGUACGUUAUAUUUUGUCUUCCUGGUGUUUAAUAUAAAUGAUGAUAACCUUUUAAAAAAAAAUCCAGAGCAAUAUGUCUAUAAACAGUUUAAGUCAAUAGAAUGGACAUUCAAUGUGUAUUUGGCUUGUGUCCAAUUGUGUCAAGGCGCUAAUCCUACGACCUAUAAACAGUCGCUUUCGAGACACCUGUUUAACAAAAUUUAUACCAUGUCAUAUCAGAACAAUUCAUUGGCAUAUUAUAAGCAUAUUAUAAAUAUCAGAGCCAGAACAGAAACGUACGCGUGAAAUAAAACUACGCCCGAACCGGCGAACCCCGAGAAAAUAAAAAUAUUUCAAAGCGUACAGUCAUACGUUCUCGUUGCUUGAUUUCCUGAAUUUUCUGUUGCUAUAAGAAUCUGCAUUUUAGCAUGUUUGUAUAAUUUAAAAGCAAACAGAAACCAAUUUAGCAAGUAGUUUGAGGUAUAUAUGAUUCUUGAAGAUGAAUUAAUGAUUGUACAGCCACUCCUUGCAAUCGAAGUACGGAAGUGGAAACAUGUAAUAUGAGACUUUUCCAUCCCCCUCUUGGGCUAUCAAUUUUCAAUGGGUCACGUGACCAGCUCCAACCAGGGUCUUUGCUUCCCAAGAGCAAAGAGCCUGGGAACGAGGUUGGAUGCCCUUCUUGCAAAGUUACAGGCAUAUGGUGUUCGAAAUAGAGAAUUGACAUAGUUUACAGACUAUUUGUUCGGACGACAACAAUAUGUUCAACUUGGAGGCAAUAAAUCGUCAAACCAACCUUUCUUUACUGGAGUUCCUCAGGGGUCAGUGCUGGGACCCUUGUUAUUGCUAGUGUUUUAUAACGAUCUUGUUGACAUAGGGAUAAACUCACGUAUUAUAAAGUAUGCUGACGAUACUGUUAUCUAUUGCUCUGGAAAAAAUAUAGAAAUGAUAGAGAAAACACUGUCAAGCGAUAUGGAUGUAAUUGCAGAGUAUUUUGAUGCAAAUGAAUUGUUAAUAAAUCUAAAGAAAGAAAUGAUGGUUUUUGGUACUGGAAAAAGAUUAUCUGCACAACCUCGUCAAUUGAGAGUUGAAUAUAAAGGGCAACUUAUAAAUACAACACAGUCCUACAAAUAUCUUGGUUACGUAUCCGAGUACGACUAUUAUCAAGGAUCCGUAACUAUGUGACACCAAGUGUGGCGACGAAGAUAUAUCAAAUGAUGAUUGUACCAAUAAUUACGUAUAGUGAGAUGGUCAAAUUAUUUCUAACUGAGACGAAGCGACGAAAGCUACGUCCAUUGAAAACCGAGCACGAGCAAUUAUUGGUGAAGAAAUAUACUUUCCUGAUCUAGAUAAAUUGAUAAGAAAGAAAGCGUGUGAUGUUUUAUGAAAAUGCUUGGAAAAAGAUAUUUGCAGUAACUUCUAUAAUUAUUUUGAAAUUAAUAACCAUAGUCAUAAUACGAGAAACAGAAAUAAUAUGAUAAAGCUACCAAAAGUAAAGCUUGAAUUUGGUAGACAUGCUUUUCGCUUUGCAGCGGCAAGAAUUUAUAAUGUCUUGCCUUGCGAAAUUCGAGCUGAAAAGGACAGCAAAAUAUUUCGGAAACUGCUAGAAAAUUAUUACCAAUGAUUAAAUUAUAGUAUAUAUUAUUAAUAUAGAUUAUAGAUUAUUUAGUAUGGACUAUUUAGUUAAAUAGAGGACACAUAUUGAUAACAGUAGAUUACUGAAAUGUUUAUCCUCUGUAAAGAUUUUGAAAUACAAUACAAUACAAUACAAUACAAUACAAUACAAUACAAUACAAUACAAUACAAUACAAUACAAUACAAUACAAAUUAUUUAAAUACCCAUGUAUAAAGCUCAUUAGAAAAUCUUAGCAAUAACCCCCAUCCCCAGUUAAUAAUACUGUAUGUUUGUCACUUUGUUCAUUUCAGAAUGAAGAUCAUUGCCAUUUUAAAAAAAGGAGAUUUCUGCCACAGAACACAAUUAAAUUUAACUGCCCAGCUAGGAUUCGUCUCCAAGACGUGAUAAAUUUCCUAGCAUUAAAGGUACAAACUUACACAUGCUGAUUUCCCACCAUACUAGACUGGUUCACUUAAUUUAUUUCUACUCACUUUACAGAUAAGAGACGAUACAGCUCGACUGCGGAGGGACAUGUCAGAGACACUUAAGAAGGGCAUAGCAGACAAAGACAAGCCUCUAUUUGAGCGCAGGAUAUACAUUCACCUCCCAAAAGAAAAUGAACAUGAAGACCAACCGGAGAGGUAAGCAUGCUUUGAAUGCAUUCAAUAGUCCAUUUUCGAUGGAUUUCAUAUAGACCCAUGAUUGCAGUUUAUCUUUUUGGAGAAGGGCUUAAUAGACUCUUAACUUAAGGGGAUCUAGUACUAAGUAAACAAAUUUAUUUAGUAGAUUUGUGUUUCUUUGUUUGAGGGGAGGGGGGAGUAUUAAAAAUUGAGGAUAUAUGCUAACACAUCUCCUCUAUUUAUGAAUUGGUUAGGCUGGUGGUAUUUUGCAACCAAUCGACAAGCGAAUUGUCAGGAAAAUUGAAGCGCUUGUUGGGGAAGGAGUAAAGACAGUUGGUGAAAUGAAAAGACAUUUACAGCAAUUUGUUAAACAUGAACUGUUUCAAGACAACAAACCUUGCCCUUCAAAAAGAAACCGACGAUACUAUCCUAACAAUGUCGAUAUACGGAACCACAUGUAUCGUGCAACGGUAAAAAAUAUGCUCUCGAAGAUUGACCAAGAAAAUUUGGAGAAAAAAAUUGAAACAUGGAAAAAGGACAGCCCUGAUGACUCCAUAUUCUUUCGAACUUGUUCCGUAUCUCCAUACGAUAAAACAUCUGAAGAUGAAAAAGACGACAUCACAGCAAACGUUUUCGAAAAACUACUUUUUGCCUACCAGACAACCUGGCAAAAGAGACGGUAUGGAAAUGAGAUGACAUUACUAGAUGCAACAUAUAAGACGACAAGAUAUAAUUUACCUUUAUUUUUUCUGGUGGUAAAAACAAAUGUCAAUUAUGCAGUUGUUGGGGUUUUGUGAUUCAAAAUGAAACUACUGUUGACAUAACCGAAGCACUGCAAAUCUUUCGUCAGUUGAAUCCUUCGUGGAAACCGUCAUUUUUUAUGACAGAUUUUUGUCAAGAGGAAAUUAUGGCAAUAGAGACAGUCUUUCAAGGUAAAACAUACUGCAGCUUGUUGCAAAACUAGUAAUAAAUUGUUUUAUUAUAUAAAGUAUAGUGCUUUAUAGAGAUUUCGAGCACUGAUAAAAGUGAUAUUACAUGUGAGAUUAUUUAUGAUAAUCUCACAUGUGAAAAUUAUCGCUUUUCAGUUAACACGAAAAAUACAUGGGUGCUUGGCCGCACCAUGUAUUAUUCUCCAUAUAUAUUACGAAUUCCCUAUUUUUGGAGUUACUCUUGUUGUGGGUAAAUAGUAAUUAGUAUGUUUACUCUCCAGUAUAAAAUCUUAAAGUGUCUUGUUCUUAAUGUUAAUUCAGAGACGACAACUUAUAUAUGCGACUUUCAUCGUGAACAAGCCUGGGAGCGAUGGCUUAAGAAAGGUGAUAAUGGCUUAACGCACAAGAGAGAUGACGUUCUAAAACUGCUGCAAACUGUUGCAAAGUCAAAUACAGAAGAUGAUUAG